CCCCCUGAAGCGGCCGGAGCCGCGCCCGCCGCCCGCCGGGACGAUGCCGCGCUGGGAGGCGGCCGCGCUGCUCGCCGCGCUCGUCGGUGUCUGCGUCUGGACCGACGAGACCGGGAAAGUUAUCUCGGAUCGGUACGCUGUCUACUGGAACCGGAGCAACCCCAGGUUUCACCGGGGGGACUACACGGUGGAGGUGAGCAUCAACGACUACCUGGACAUCUACUGCCCGCACUACGAGGAGCCGCUGCCCGAGCGCAUGGAACGCUACGUCCUCUACAUGGUCAACUACGAGGGGCACGCGUCCUGCGACCACCGGCAGCGGGGCUUCAAGCGCUGGGAGUGCAACCGCCCCGACUCCCCCAACGGGCCCCUCAAGUUUUCGGAGAAGUUUCAGCUCUUCACCCCCUUUUCGCUGGGCUUCGAGUUCAGACCCGGCCACGAGUACUACUACAUCUCCGCGUCCCCCCCGAACAUGGUGGACAGGCCCUGCCUGAAGCUGAAGGUUUACGUUCGGCCAACAAACGAUUCCCUCUACGAGUCCCCGGAGCCCAUUUUCACCAGCAACAACUCCUGCUGCAGCCUCAGGGUCCCGCACGCCGCGCUCGUGGUGGUGCCGGUCGUCUGGACGCUCCUGGCCUCGUAGCACCGACGCCGACGUGCCGGGGAGCGGCUCCGCGGGGAAGGAGCAGCGGGGGGACGGAGCCCGGCCACCCCCCAUCGCCUCCGAGCCGCGGCUGGACGGUGCCCGGGGACGUCGCCGGCACGGAGGGUCGGUGCUGCCGGGGAGAAGCUCGCCCGGAGCCGGCCGCCGCGUGAAGGCCCCGUCUUGGCACGGCCACCGCGCCGGGCUCGGUCACAGGUUGCCCCACGGGACGGAUCCUGGCCGCACGCGCGCCGAAAGCUCCCCGUCCCCGCGCUGCGGCUCGCUCAGCACCAGCCCUCCCCGUCGGAUGCCGCUUUUUACAUUUCUAGACCAAAUAGAGAGUCCUCGUCGUUUGGCUUUUUGGGGGUUGGGUUUUUUCUUUUUUUUUUUUUUUUUUUUUUUUGUUCUUUUUUUAAAAAGAAGAAAAUAUUUUUAUUUUUAUUUGUUGGGUUGUUUCAGCCUGAGCUUCCCCGUGUCAGACUGACCCGCACGGGGCCGGGCUCAGCCCCCUCCCGCUGAGCCCCUCACCGCAGCCCCCUGCCCUCGCCCGGCCGCGGGCAGGGAGAGAGGGACACCAGCGAUGGUGCCGAUGGCUCCGUGGUCACAGACUCCUUCCCAGCCCGGCCAUCGCUCCGGCAGCAGGACGUCACGGUGCCGGCCCCGCCACGCUCCCCCUUGCCACCCCCUGCCACAGGGGCACAGGGACGGGGGGGGGGCCCGGAUGGACACGAACCCCCCGCUGAGCGGCUGGUGGGGUGACCCCUCCCCGGCGCUCGUGCCGUGGAUGUCACCGCUGUCCCCGUGGGACCCUGGAGUGGCUCUGUGAGCAGCAAAGCAAACGGGACGGCACCCGAGGGGAGCACCGGGGACAGCCGGCCAGCGCUGGGAGCACUGGGAAUGGCUGGCGGACUAGGAAGCUGGAAUCUCGCAAUAAGCUCAUCUCCACCAUCCAAAAAAUACAAAAAAAAAAAAAAAAAAAAAAUCACAUUCCCUGCUGUCCCAUCCCUGUCCCCGUGUGUCCAGACCAGGUUGUGGUUCUCGAAGGCGAGCGAAAGCGUCGUGAUUAUCCAGGGGAUGAGGGAGGGCACCCACCCAGCCGGGCGCUGAGCACCCCGGGGCUCCAGCGAGGAGCCGGCAGCACCCACCGUGCCGUGGUGAUGGCAAACCCUGGCCUUCGGUCUGUGUUUUAUAUAUAUAUAGAUUAUAUAUAUAAAUAUCUAUAUUGUGUACAGCGACUGUGGGAGAGUGGAAAAGCGCCGGCGGCGGCGAGGCUGGCGGGGGGGUGAGGGCUGGGGGGGCUUCGCUGUGGCCGGGGUGGGGGGUUGCAGCCCCUCGCCGGUGCUGGUUCUGUGUGCUGGUCUCCGUCCCGCCGCGCUUCGUCCUUCGCCACGCCGCUUCCGUCCUCAACGUCGUGCUGAUGGUAACCAGAUCACCGCCCCAUUCGGAUUCUGUAUUUUUUUAUAAUAAAAUAAAAAUACAUGUCAUGUGA
Messenger RNA from Tyto alba (common barn owl), 2132 nucleotides. It is a transcript of the gene EFNA2, whose product is annotated as ephrin A2. The coding region runs from base 44 to 643 and encodes 199 amino acids. The transcript has 5 exons. NCBI's taxonomy places the organism in Eukaryota, Metazoa, Chordata, Aves, Strigiformes, Tytonidae. Gene Ontology annotation, biological process: osteoclast differentiation; ephrin receptor signaling pathway; axon guidance. Gene Ontology annotation, molecular function: ephrin receptor binding. The record is from RefSeq and is a predicted model, not a curated record. Gene Ontology annotation, cellular component: plasma membrane.